CCAAAACGGAGGUAUCCUGGGGUAAAUUGUCUUUCAUUCUCUUUUUCUUUAUAAUUUUGUAUAUUCUAUAUAAAUUUUUUUCCGGUUCAAACAAGGAUUCGAUUUACACCUCCUAUCGUUACACAAAUUGAAGCGCCUCCUUCUGUCGCAUUUGAUCCUCAUCAGGUCUCUUUCUUUUUUAUCUUUCUUUCUCUCUUCAGCGCUCGUCCAUAAGGUCCAGGAUUCCUUCUGAGUGGAACGGCCUGGAUCACCUCCCUAAGUGCACCCGCUGACACUGCAAAACCACAGAACCGGAGUGGCAGAAAUGGAAACCCUCAAGGCUCCCAGCACGGGCUGGAAAUCCUGGACGGCCAAGAAGAAAGCUCUCCUAAUCUCGUCGAUUCUCAUCUUCAUAAUCGCCCUCGCUGUUGGUCUCGGCGUCGGUCUUGGCCUCGGCCUCAACAAGGGGAGCGAUAAUGACAAUGAGAGCGGCGGUAACAACACCACCCCGACCACCCCCAACAACACCGCCAUUUGGCAGCCUGCCGUCGGCACCUCCUGGCAGAUCGUGCUGCGCUAUGCCCUGAAUGAUACCUCAUAUGACGUUGAUGUAUACGACAUCGACCUCUUCGAUAACAAGAAGGCGAUCAUCGACGAGCUCCACUCCGACGGCCGCAAGGUGAUCUGCUAUUUCUCAGCAGGCACGUACGAGGACUGGCGCGACGAUGCAGACAAGUUCCCCGAAGACGAUAUCGGCGAUAACCUUGAUGAAUGGGAAGGCGAGAGCUGGGUUGACAUCCGCUCGUCCAAAAUCCGCGACAUCAUGCUCGACCGGCUCGAUAUCGCCGUGCAAAAAGGCUGCGACGGAGUCGAUCCAGACAACGUUGACGGGUACGACAACCAGAACGGGCUUGACCUCACUCAGGAUGAUACGGUUGACUAUAUGAAUUUCCUGGCGGAUGAGGCGCACUCACGCAAUUUGUCGAUCGGACUCAAGAACGCGGGCGCCGUGAUCCCGCGCGUGAUUAGCAGGAUGCAGUGGAGCGUCAACGAGCAGUGCGCGCAGUAUGACGAGUGCGAUACAUAUGCGGCAUUUGUCCGGCGCGGUAAGCCGGUCUUUCAUAUUGAGUAUCCGAAGGGGGAUGACACGAAUAAUGAGGUCCAGGUUACGGGGCAGAAGAAGGCGACGGCCUGUGACUUUGACGACUCGAAUGAGUUCUCAACCUUGAUCAAGAACAUGGACUUGGAUAACUGGCUGCAGGAAUGUUAGCUCUUACUGUCUACUCUAAGGUUAUGUUGAGAACGAGCAGGGGUUCUGUUGAUCUUGUAUCUAGAUACUAGUGUAAUAUUCAUACCCGAUAUUGU
Messenger RNA from Aspergillus nidulans FGSC A4, 1344 nucleotides. Its product is annotated as endo alpha-1,4 polygalactosaminidase. The transcript has a single exon. The record is from RefSeq and is a predicted model, not a curated record. Bases 305 to 1249 code for a protein of 314 amino acids. NCBI's taxonomy places the organism in Eukaryota, Fungi, Ascomycota, Eurotiomycetes, Eurotiales, Aspergillaceae. Gene Ontology annotation, molecular function: alpha-galactosidase activity.